CGGCGCACGUAGGGCAAGUACACGCGUGCGCAGCAGGCGAGCAGCUCGGCGGGCGCUGCUGUGGAAGAGCCAGCCGAGGAGCGGUCGUUUUUGUACCUUCCCGCGCGUAGGGCGGUGCAGCCAACGCAAGGGCGGGUCAGGGCGUGAUUAGGUGGUGCAGGUGCGAGGCGUCAGGAGGGCGGGGCUUAAGAGCUCCGCCCUGCCGGCUGGUUGGGUGUGGCCCACAGGCUCUGCUGCCAUGAAGGUGAAGAUUAAAUGUUGGAAUGGCGUGGCCACUUGGCUCUGGGUGGCCAAUGAUGAGAACUGUGGCAUCUGCAGAAUGGCCUUCAACGGCUGCUGUCCUGACUGUAAGGUGCCUGGCGACGACUGCCCCCUGGUGUGGGGCCAGUGCUCGCACUGCUUCCACAUGCACUGCAUCCUCAAGUGGCUCAACGCGCAGCAGGUGCAGCAGCACUGCCCCAUGUGCCGCCAGGAGUGGAAGUUCAAGGAGUGAAGUCCAUCCCCUCCUCCACCUGACCCCGUUCCUCACCCUGGGACAUGGCGCAGUCCCCCUUGGGCUGUGACAGAGUUGAAACAAGGACUGGAGCCUCCUUUGUUUUUUUCAUCACAAUGCUGACACUUUUAUCCAAUAAGUAAAACUCAUUAAAGCACCAAACCUUGCUGGAGGCCUCUGGGCAUCUGUUCUUGACAUACUGAUGCGGCUGUGGUGUGUUUUGAUAUGAAAACACUCAUGAAUAAACAUUCCGAUGAGACCCUCAUCAGAGCUUGGUUCA
Messenger RNA from Fukomys damarensis (Damara mole-rat), 773 nucleotides. It is a transcript of the gene Anapc11, whose product is annotated as anaphase promoting complex subunit 11. Gene Ontology annotation, molecular function: ubiquitin protein ligase activity; cullin family protein binding; zinc ion binding. The coding region runs from base 239 to 493 and encodes 84 amino acids. The record is from RefSeq and is a predicted model, not a curated record. Lineage: Eukaryota; Metazoa; Chordata; Mammalia; Rodentia; Bathyergidae. The transcript is spliced from 3 exons. Gene Ontology annotation, biological process: positive regulation of mitotic metaphase/anaphase transition; anaphase-promoting complex-dependent catabolic process; protein ubiquitination. Gene Ontology annotation, cellular component: anaphase-promoting complex; nucleus.